UCAGUGAGAGAGGAAACACUCAGGCCCCGUGGUAUCAGUUCUCUCACACCCCAGAAUAGCUCAUUUUCUGGAGAGACUGAUUAGGAAGACCUAUGAAUAAGAGACCUUCCCAGCUCUAAAUUCCUAAGAUCAUUUUCAAAGACUCAGAAUCUACUGCAUAAUCAUGAUCUUAUCACCCGUUCAGUCUGUGGAAGAAUCCACUGAAGAAGUCGUACCGAAGGCGAAAGUUCAGGAACUUAAACCUCCCCCCCCACCAAAGAGCAGAGUGAAAACAUUCCUGAGAAAGGAACUGGAGUUCCUGGGGGUGACUCAAACCAUCAUUGGCCUUAUGUGCUUCUUCUUUGGAAUAACUCAUAUAUUGAUUCUGAAAUAUUUAGACCCCAAAAUUAUUGCUUUCUCAUCAUUCUCUAAGGGAUAUCCAAUAUGGGGAGGAUUACUGUUCACCAUUUUUGGAUUUUUGUUGAUUUCACUUGAAAGAAAAUACAUCAAAUAUCUGGUACAAAGCAGCCUAGUAUUGGCCAUUCUCAGUUCUGUGAUUGCAGGAGCUGGAAUAAAUAUUCUCUCAUCCAAUCUGAAUGAAACACUUUCUGUUUUGAAAGAAUGCCCAAAUCACCCAAUGGGAGACUUUUGCUUUACAGCUCAUUUUUUAACUGAAACUGCAGUCAUUGUCUUACUCCUUACUGUCCUGGAGUUGGGCAUUGGUAUAUUACUCCCUGUUGGUGAAAUAAUUGGAAAAUUAGAAGAAAGAUGGAUUAUAAAGCAUCGCAAAGCUUACCAAGAAGCUCUUUAUGAGGAAUUACCCGUUUAUGACCCAAUUGGUGAAAGCAUAGAGCUAGAGACAAGAGAGUCUGUACCCACUGGCCGAAAAGAGACAAGAAGAGAAUCCAGUGAGUCACUUCAGUCAAGAGUAUAUCAAUCACCAGAAGAACUCCAGGAACCUCAGUCCUAGAGAUUAACAAGUAUAUUUAACAGCUUGAUAUAAUGUAAAAGAUUCUUGACUUGGACUCACAGUAUGUGGGUUGUUUUUUUGCCUCUAAUUAAUUAGGUAAAUUUGUCAUUUUGUAUUAUAUUGGCUUUACCUAUCUAUGAACCAUAAACAUUACUUCAGUUAUUGAGAUUUAACUUUAUUUGUAUAAAAAGCAUUUAACAUUUAUAUUCAUAUAGUUC
Sarcophilus harrisii (Tasmanian devil) is the source of this 1167-nucleotide messenger RNA. Its product is annotated as high affinity immunoglobulin epsilon receptor subunit beta. Gene Ontology annotation, biological process: cell surface receptor signaling pathway. The coding region runs from base 164 to 949 and encodes 261 amino acids. Lineage: Eukaryota; Metazoa; Chordata; Mammalia; Dasyuromorphia; Dasyuridae. The transcript has 7 exons. Gene Ontology annotation, cellular component: plasma membrane. The record is from RefSeq and is a predicted model, not a curated record.